Lathyrus oleraceus (garden pea) is the source of this 714-nucleotide messenger RNA. RefSeq lists its product as uncharacterized. The transcript has a single exon. Gene Ontology annotation, molecular function: nucleic acid binding; RNA-DNA hybrid ribonuclease activity. Bases 1 to 714 code for a protein of 237 amino acids. Lineage: Eukaryota; Viridiplantae; Streptophyta; Magnoliopsida; Fabales; Fabaceae. The record is from RefSeq and is a predicted model, not a curated record.
AUGUGGCAAAUAUUAUUAAUCGACUAUGACGUCCAAUACGUGACUCAAAAAGCUAUCAAGGGGAAUGUCUUGUCUGACUAUCUUGCCCAUCAACCUAUGGAGGGUUACCAGUCGAUCAAGUUUGACUUUCUCGAUGAAGAUAUCAUGUUCAUCAGAGACUGUAAUAUUCCAGGCCCAGAUGAAGGAUCCGAACUAGAAGCGCGAUGGACGCUCGUGUUCAAUGGUGCCUCUAAUGCAAAAGGCCAUGGAAUAGGAGCAGUUAUUACAUCUCCAACUGGUUUUCACAUUUCAUUCACCGUUAGAUUAUGCUUUGACUGUACCAAUAAUAUGGCAGAAUAUGAAGCAUGCAUCUACGGUAUUGAAGCAACCAUGGACUUGAGAAUCAAGAUUCUUAAGGUGUUUAGAGAUUCUACUUUAGUAAGCAGUCAAGUCCGAGGAGAUUGGGAAACUCGGUAUAAGAAGUUGAUUUCGUACAAAGAACACAUUAUAAAAUUGAUUCCUUAUUUUGAUGAAAUCACUUUUCAUUACAUUCUGAGGGAAGAGAGUCAGUUAGCUGAUUCUCUAGAUACUCUUUUAUCCAUGUUUAAAGACAAGUGGAAGAAUGAAGCACUUGUCAUCCGUAUUGACCACUUGGAUGAACCAGUGCACUAUCUAGCAAUGGAGUUUAAAUCUGACGAUAAGUCAUGGUGCUACGACAUUAAGAGAUAUCUAUAA